UUGCUUUCACCAGAGCUUCUCCCUACCCAGCCUAGCCUCACCGCUGACCUGCUAGUUCGGUCCGGGGCACGACUGAUUGUCCCGCUGCUGGUGUUCAUUGAUGCCGGUCAGGUGCCACACGGAGAGAGUGGAGACGCGGUGCUGCGCGCGGUGGAGACGGCGCCACCGCAUGUCGCUGGAAAUCACGAGCUGCGGGGAGUGCCACGAUCCCCCGCCCAGGGGUGGAUUCGGCGACCCGCGGGUGGUGGUGUGGCGACCAGCGCGUGACGGUGCUGGGACCAGCGUCCGCCGGUGCUGGAACCAUUGAUGUUGGAAGCUACAUCCAGCGACUCCGCGCGCUGCAACGGCGAUGGCCAGGAGUUGCGAUGAUGGUGCCCCCGUGCUACAUCCGUCAACGACAGAAGCUACAUCCGGCUACAACGAAAGCUACAUGCGUCGACGACAAAAGCUACAUUCGGCUCAGCUACGACUGGCCCUUGCAAAAGCUGCAACCGGCAAGUCGACGGGCUGCGACCUGCGACCGACGGCUGGGAAAGCUUCAACCGUUGCAUGAGGAAGCUACAACCAGCGCCCAUAGAAGCUACAACCGGCGAGGCAACAAACGCGACUGGCGGCUUAGAAAGCUACAACCGGUGGUGGGAAAGCUGCAACUGGCGCCUCCGGAAGUUGUGACCCAGCGGCCCGAAAUGCUGGAACCGGUGGCACGGCGUGCUACAACCAGCAAGGCUGCGCUCUACGACGGCAACGUUUUCUUUGCUGGAACCAUUUACAUGGUGAUGCAAGCCGAUGACGGCGGCGAGCCAGAGGCGGUGACCAUGGGAUGUUGCAACCACGGUCACCCCGUCCUGGGACCGGCCAUUGGAGAGCUGCAGUCGAAGUAGGGAACCCACCGGUGCUCGUGCUGCAAUCUCGCGGUCGACGACGGUGAGGGCUUGGAACAGGCCAGCGCGGUGGCACGAGCGCCGGCAAGGUCGAGUGGCGUGGGUGGCCGUAAUACAUGGGAUGCAGAGGACCUGUCCAGGCGGUCAGCGAGACAGUUUUCAACGUGUUUGACUUUUAUUCAGGGUGUUUAGCGAUACACAUGGACGGUUUAAGUGUGCUGUAUCCUACAGUCACGGGGCGACCGGCCCAAUUUGGGCUGGCGCACCGGCGCCUAUCAGUACCCAAAAAAAAAAUCCCAGCUUCUUAAUCCGAUUCAAA
Messenger RNA from Triticum dicoccoides, 1200 nucleotides. RefSeq lists its product as uncharacterized. The coding region runs from base 366 to 881 and encodes 171 amino acids. The record is from RefSeq and is a predicted model, not a curated record. The transcript is spliced from 2 exons. NCBI's taxonomy places the organism in Eukaryota, Viridiplantae, Streptophyta, Magnoliopsida, Poales, Poaceae.